AUGAGUCAUCUUCCAGGAGUAUUGUUCUUCUGGAAAGAUCCGGAAAGACCAAUUGAUAUGAUACUUCUCAAGUCAGAUCAGUCCAAGAGUUUUGCAACCUCUUCGGAUUCUUUGACUGAAAACGCACUCAGCCUUAAUGUUAGAAGCAUUCUUAAUUCCAAGAGAGAAUUUAAUGUAGUCAAAGAUAAUCAAGAAGCAUUGUUUCAAGCUGAUAUUUCGAUCAUGAUCGAAGAAGAACAAGAAGAAGUCAUGGGAGAGAAUAUCUCUUCUCUUAAAGAAAGAAUAUUCAACAUGAUAUUAUCGACAAUUAACAGUAAUGAGGAAUCAGAUCUCCCUACCCUGGCUUUUGAAGAUUGCCAAUCCCUUUUGGAUUUUUCUGCUACUUCAGAUGAAUGGAAUCGAAGCGUCAUGUAUACCAUCAAUUUGUUGUUUGAGUUGAAGAAAAGAGCAGACGAGACCAAAGCAGAUUUCAAGCUGCCAAAAGUCGGAACUCUGUUGAAUUAUCAGCAUAACAAGUUCAACAAGGUCCCUCUGUUCCCUACCACCAUCAAGAAAGUGACUAUCAAAGCUACUUCGAAUUUGGGUUCAGGAAUCACCAGUCAAGUGAAAACCAUAGACUACUAUUUCAACUUACCUUCGGAUCACUUGUGUCUUCUCUUGGCAAACCCCCAAAAGGCCCCUUAUCUUUCAGCCCUCUCAGACUACACCGAAAAUCAGUGUCUUUCUGUCCAGCAAGGAGAAAAAUGGAGAAGAAAUCCUUUGUUUCAACAUCCAUUUAUUCAAACAAAUGGCAAAGACUUUUGGAUUGGAGAUGUUGCCGUGUUACAUAGUGGGCAAUCUAUUCUAGUUGAAAGGUUCUACAUGAAAGACAUGCUUGCUCUCUUUGACGGAUAUCUUGUUGAACAAGGCUCUGACAGUGAAGGCCAUGCUUUACAUAAAGUACAAAGCUCUCCUGUCACAUACGAAAUCAAGUACCUGGUUUCUGCUUGGCUCCCUCCAAUGUUCUAUAGUCACCCCAAGAACUGGUCUUCCUCUGGUGAGGCAUCCUUGAAUCCAACGCACCAUGGGCUGUUGUUCAAGAGUCAUCCUAUGAAAAAGCCAGUAUUCAACAGUGCCAACCAGUUCAUUCGAUUUCAGAAGGCCAUCAUCACUCCACUUGCCAUCUUUUCUGAUGAUACUUCUGGGAACCUUAUGAAAACGCAUGGAAUGUACGACAGUGUACUGGUCAACUUCCCUGCGAUGCCAUACAGCAUGAGAAAUAGAUGCGAGAACAAUUUCUUUGUCACAGCCGUUUCCCAGCAAGCCAGAUUCAAGUCGACCCAUCUGAUGCCCAUUAUAGCCACAGAUCUAAAGACACUAGAAAAUGGUGUUGAUAUGUACUCAUCAACAUACGACGAGACUGUCACUGUAUGUGCUCCCUUGCUCUUUAUCACAGCCGAUAAUGUCCAACAUGCUGAACUUGUUGGCUUGAAGCAUUUGACGUCAAAUUUCCCGUGUAGAAGAUACUACUACCAAAACCUGUCCAGAUUUGACUUUGACAACUUUGAUUCUGAGUAUUUGGUGUGGUGA
Messenger RNA from Phycomyces blakesleeanus NRRL 1555(-), 1569 nucleotides. RefSeq lists its product as hypothetical. Bases 1 to 1569 code for a protein of 522 amino acids. The transcript is spliced from 3 exons. The record is from RefSeq and is a predicted model, not a curated record. NCBI's taxonomy places the organism in Eukaryota, Fungi, Mucoromycota, Mucoromycetes, Mucorales, Phycomycetaceae.